Molecule: messenger RNA, 1004 nt
Organism: Aspergillus vadensis CBS 113365
Lineage: Eukaryota; Fungi; Ascomycota; Eurotiomycetes; Eurotiales; Aspergillaceae
Exons: 1
Coding region: 333-1004 (223 amino acids)
Source: RefSeq, a predicted model, not a curated record
CCGGAGGCCAGCUGGCUGCUUGUCCCAGAUGUCAAAGACUAUUUGACCUUGCGCAUCCAGCGCAGUCUUUAACCGUGCAGUUCCGGCCGCAGGGGGGCUACCCUUGCCAGCUACCACAACAGCAAGCUUUAGAGCCGCAGCGGCCUUGGACGUCACAACAAGCCUUGGCACCACGACAAGCUAUAGCUGUUCAAAAUGCAAUCGCCCAACAGCAGCUUUCCCCAGCGACUGGAAAACAGCAGGAAGCAUUAUUGCAAGCGGAAAUGCGACGAAUGGCUGGUCUUAUGUGCCAUCAGCAACGAGCUCUACUGUAACGCGUAAAGUCUGGAGCAAUGGCAAUCCCAGGUCGUGGCCCAAAUGUCGUCGGCGGAACACAGGGCGCGAACUCCAAUCACUCUGGACAGAGCCAAGCGGUCUCCCAACAGCGAAAACCAGCUAUUCAGUCAGUGCAGCAUGAUAGGGUGUCUGACGUGGCGCAAACAGACCAUGUGGUACACGUGCCGCGGGCGCGUCAGGCUCACAAUGAAGGAGAACAGAAUCAAGUCAGUCAGCGAGUGCCGCAUCAUAGGGCGUCGGAAUCGUCACAGUCCAACCACAUUCGAGCGUCCCCUCAGAAUCACUAUCAGGAAGACCAGAACCAAGCAAUUCAGCCAACACCGAGCAAUGGUGGAUCGCAAUCGACGCAAACAAAUGACGUUUCGGAAAGGUUUCAGCACCAGGAACAGCAGCGUCCAGCCAUAAAGCAGGAAAAAGAGAGCCAGAACGAGGAACAACAACAGCGAGCGCCCCAGCAAGCUCGUGGCCGGAAUAACCGGCGGAGAAUCACCGACCAGUGCUUAAGGCAAAGAAGGGGGAUUACCAGGAGCACCUCUGGGAUUGUGCCUCCGCGAUCACAACAUGAGCGCCGGCGAAAAGUCUCUCUUUUAUCGGUUCUGCCGAUGAUAAUGGAGCCAUUGCAACAAACCCGGUCUGUCUCACAGUCGAGGGUGAUCAAGCAGGAAUAA